AAUUAACUAUUUCUUCAAGUUCUUUUUUCGCUAAUCCCUCAUUCACUCUUGUUUUGCAGCCUCUCUAGCCUCUGGAUGUCAUCGCAUAGCUCAACGAGUCUGGCCCGUUGGAUUGCGGCUGCGAUUGCUAUUUCGUUUAAGGUUCAUUUAGCCAUCGACGUCAUUUGCGCGAUUGCAGCUGAAACAAAUGCGCCGUUGAGACCAUAUCGUGCCAACCAAGUCUUGGAAGUCGACGAUUCAGAUCAUGGCAGGUCGAAAGGAGGGAAAGCUUGCAUAGACCACUGCUACUAAUAAUAAGUGACUGCCCUAAGUAUUGGCACCCAACGCGGCGGGGUUGUGCGCACAUUAUGGCAGCUCCAGAAGAGACAAAAGGGCAUUUCCCCUCGCUCUCUUCCCACUCAGAAGCUGCAGGGACUGGCCUUGCCGAAUUUCUUCCAAUCCAUACAGACGUCGCAGAUCCCGAGCAUGUCGAGACAGCAAAUCAUCUUUCUGACGAGCCCACGCUAUCACAUGCCCUUGCAAUGGAUGACCACGAAGAGAAAGGUGCUGCCCAGUUGGAUCAUUUCGAGGAAGAUGUAAAAGACUUGGGAUGGUUCAAAAAGAAGGAAGACAUGCCAGGGCCGCUUGUGGGCGGUCUAGACAACGAAGAGUUAUGGCUUCUCAUCCGACGAUUCAACAAGCAGAUGUACCAUGUAAAGGAGGUCACCAGCGCUGUUCCCGGAAAUCUCGACCUCAAUAUCGCAGACGAGGAAGAGUUCUCGCCCGACAAGCUGAGGGCCAACGUUGAGAGGCUCUAUAUGACUGUUCUCAUUAGCCUAUUAGGAGCUACCAAGCAUAUAGCGCGUCUUCGGUCAUGGCGUGAGACGAGGCGAACGACUGCUUUUUGCGCGGUCUACACGGUCGCAUGGCUAUUUGAUUUCAUUGUACCAUUGCUCGUUGUAACGUUCAUCACCUUGAUCGUGUAUCCGCCCUCUAGAGACGUCAUGUUCCCACCGGCGCCUAUCGCCUUGGUGGACAACAAGUCUGGCGGCGUACAGAAACCAAAGUCUGGUGUGCUGGGCAGUCACGAUUCCGCGACGGGUGCUCCCGAAAACCACAAAGGUGAAGCGGUUGAACAGGAAGCCAGCAACUUUUUCAAUGGCAUUACCUCUGUCGUUAUCACCAGUGCAACUGGCAAGCACCCACAAGGCGACCCUGACUCCGAUGGCAAAGAUCCCGGGGAACAAGUGCCGGACCCCAGUGGAGCUGCUCUGAAGGCAGUAGACGCAAAAGAUAUUGCCGCAGGUGGGAAGCCAUCUAAGCAUCAUGACAAGACGAAAGUCCCUAUGGAAACCACCGUUUGGACCAAGAUGAGACCCGUCAUGCAUGGUGUCGCCGACGUAUCUGAUACCUGGGAACGAUUCAGCAAUGCCCUGUCACCAACUCCACCAUUUCCCCACGACAUCUACCGCUUGAGACUUGCAGCAGUUAUUGCGCCACUCUUUUUUGUUUCUCUUUUCGUCACCUCCUACAUGUUCAUGAAGGGCCUUACAUUUGGCGUAGGCUUUGGCUUCUUCGGUGAUCCAGUCAUCACGCGUGGUAUCGUACUGCUAAACCGCAAGUUCCCUCACUGGCAGAAGCUUCUGGAACUUCGCAACACCAUUCUCAAGGGGGUACCUACCAAUGCACAGCUUACUCUAACACUUCUUCGUAUCGGAGAGGCGAACAAGGCGCCACUACCACCGGCACCUCGUACCAUGGAAGCACCACCGGAUCGCCCGGCUGCCGUGACCGAAGACGAGCUCCGCGCAACUGGAGCAGACUAUCCUCUGAACGCUACCAAUGAAGAACUCGACGAGGCUAUCCAACACGACCCCACAGUGAAGCAUGAAACAGAUGGCCAAGACAUUGACGAUGCAAAGAGUCCCAAACAUGGACGUAAAGGUAGUAAGGUUGUCAAUUUCUUUAAGGGCAUGACCAAAGGUGGCGUUAAGACGACCAUGGGUCUCGACAAGGUGCGCGCCAAGGCUGGCUCCCACCAUGCCAAGGACAGACUGGGUGCGGCUCCCAAGCCUAGCGAGCAGUUGCUGUCCGGGCCAGUCUUUUUCAAGGGCCGCCACAACGGAUUGAAAGGACACAUAUACAUUUCGACGAAAGCUACUAUCCCUGCUGUCGCUUUCAGUACCGAUAGUACCAUCGAAAGAAUUGGUACCGAAGACAGAGAAGACCUGCACCCACUCUGGAGCAUACCUGUAGCCGACAUCAAGGAACUGAAGAAGACUGGAGGCUAUGGCUGGAAGGCAAAGAUUGUUGUGGGUUGGUCUCUUGGUAGAGAAGUUGCCGAUGCAUUGGAGAUUGUGGACAGAACUGGAAAGAUGUUCAAGAUUACCGCACUACCGUUGAGAGAUGAGUUGUUCAACCGUCUUAUUGCUAUGGGUGGGCAGAAAUGGGAGGCAUGGUGAGGAACACCAUAACGUACAUAUGAUUUCUUGUGUUGACCGACUGUUAGCUCUAGGUAUUGGACUGUGGUGAAUGAGCACCGAUGUACGAAAAUGUAUGAUAACGUAGAAACAAAGGUAUACAAGAACACAAAUAUUAUAAUAUGAGCACGAAAUCUUUCUUACUUCGCAACAAGUCUGCUCAGACAUUAUCGCUAUAGCUUUGGUGAUUUAAUAGGAACCGUACGACUCCUACGGUAUGAUGUAUUUCGAGAAGGCACAG
Truncatella angustata is the source of this 2700-nucleotide messenger RNA. RefSeq lists its product as uncharacterized. Bases 348 to 2441 code for a protein of 697 amino acids. The record is from RefSeq and is a predicted model, not a curated record. The transcript is spliced from 5 exons. NCBI's taxonomy places the organism in Eukaryota, Fungi, Ascomycota, Sordariomycetes, Amphisphaeriales, Sporocadaceae.